CUUUGUACCCACCUCCUGUGGGCAGAGUCAUCUGCCGGUGGGCUGCGGCGGCGGGGCGGGCAUGGUCCAGCUGAGGUUUUGCGUCCUAGGCAGCAUAGCCGGUUCCGUGCUCCGUGCAUCGACUACCUGGACGUGCGUGGCAAGCAGAGCAGGCCGGAAAGGAGCAGGUUGGGAGUGUGGUGGGGCCCGCAGCUUCAGCAGUGCCGCGGUGACCAUGGCCCCGAUCAAGGUGGGAGACACCAUUCCCUCAGUGGAGGUAUUUGAAGGGGAACCUGGAAAGAAGGUGAACUUGGCAGAGCUGUUCAAGGACAAGAAAGGUGUUUUGUUUGGAGUCCCUGGGGCAUUUACACCUGGCUGUUCCAAGACCCAUCUGCCUGGGUUUGUGGAGCAAGCCGGAGCUCUGAAGGCCAAGGGCGCACAAGUGGUGGCCUGUCUGAGUGUUAAUGAUGUCUUCGUGACUGCAGAGUGGGGUCGAGCCCACCAGACAGAAGGCAAGGUUCAGCUCCUGGCUGACCCCACUGGAGCUUUUGGAAAGGAGACAGAUUUACUACUAGAUGAUUCUCUGGUGUCUCUCUUUGGGAAUCGUCGGCUAAAAAGGUUCUCCAUGGUGAUAGACAAGGGCGUAGUAAAGGCACUGAAUGUGGAGCCGGAUGGCACAGGCCUCACCUGCAGCCUGGCCCCCAACAUCCUCUCACAACUCUGAGGCCCUGACCAGAAUGUCCUCUGACUCUCCCAUCUCCUCUACCCAGCUCUGGGCCAAAAGGCCCAGUACCUCCUUACCUGAGGGCCACUGAAAUGGAACCUUGACAAUAUUUCUGCAAUAAACAGUUUAAUUUGUGUCUUUG
Rattus rattus (black rat) is the source of this 845-nucleotide messenger RNA. RefSeq names its product peroxiredoxin 5 (gene Prdx5). Bases 62 to 703 code for a protein of 213 amino acids. Gene Ontology annotation, biological process: hydrogen peroxide catabolic process; cellular response to oxidative stress; cell redox homeostasis. Gene Ontology annotation, cellular component: cytoplasm; mitochondrion; peroxisome. Gene Ontology annotation, molecular function: thioredoxin peroxidase activity. The transcript has 6 exons. NCBI's taxonomy places the organism in Eukaryota, Metazoa, Chordata, Mammalia, Rodentia, Muridae. The record is from RefSeq and is a predicted model, not a curated record.